This is a messenger RNA of Rhinocladiella mackenziei CBS 650.93, 2376 nucleotides long. RefSeq lists its product as uncharacterized. NCBI's taxonomy places the organism in Eukaryota, Fungi, Ascomycota, Eurotiomycetes, Chaetothyriales, Herpotrichiellaceae. The transcript has 2 exons. Gene Ontology annotation, biological process: retrograde transport, endosome to Golgi. Gene Ontology annotation, cellular component: Ric1-Rgp1 guanyl-nucleotide exchange factor complex; Golgi membrane. The record is from RefSeq and is a predicted model, not a curated record. Bases 1 to 2376 code for a protein of 791 amino acids.
AUGCAUUCGGACAUCCAUGUAGUUGUCCGCUUCCAUGAUCAAUCCGUCUUCACGGGCGAACACCUCCGAUGCACCAUCACCUUCAAGAAUGUCGCGAACUUGUCCGAGCCGGUCACUCCAGCCUUUCACCCACGACGAAGCAGUAGGCAUGAGAGCAUCAGUCAAAUUGCUGCUGUUGCACAAGCGACAAAGAAUAACGCGGCGGCCGUAAGACUGAGUCAAAAUGGACGAUCUGCCAGCAGUGAACACUCGACCGACCAGCCCUCGCGCCACAGGGCCACCGCUUCAUCACACAGCCCUGGGCUCCCAAGAGACAAUCAACCACACCCUCCCAGGCCAAAUCAUAAGGCGCAGAGAUCGGUGUCAAUCAUCUCAGUGACGUCUCCGAUAGCCGCCUCAGAUCUCGCUGACAACUCCGUCCACAGCGGGGCAAGGCAGCUGAGAUUGGGCCAUCAACGAGCCUCGACAGUACAAAUCCAUCAUGUUCCACAACCGCAGCGCAUGACUGGUCAUCAACGUCGAGACUCUCCAACAGGUCUCCAUCCUCCACCCAAAGGAGGUCGGCAUAGUCCAUUAUCCCCAGCCGCGAGUGGAAGCCGUGAAUCUACUCCCGACUUCAAAUUCCCAUUAGACCAGCCAGAUAAAUCUUCAUCAGCUGCUGGCCCCGAUGAACUACUCAACCCUGGCCCCAUUGAACCAGAGGGACAUGCUGCCCGAACAACCUCAGGUACAAGUCAAGUUGCCAGCGACCGAAGCAGUGGCGAUUUCUACUCCCUCAGCAACCAUUCCCAAGAAACCCUUAUGUCUGAACAGCCUUCAGUCAUGUCGGAAGUUAGACCAGUCUUGAACUAUGUCACUCCACUUCCUCGAAGACCAGCCGCAAAAUCACCCAAGCCUCAAGCCGUUAACUUGCUCAUGGGCUAUGCUCAACUCAGCGCCACCUUCACCCUCGACGCGUCCCUAAUCGAUGCAUCCCACUUCGAAGAAGUCAAAAGCAAAGGCUUCCUCGGCGGCCAGGCUGGUGGUGGUGUCGUCGGCGUCCAGAAAUCUCGACCAAACAGCCAUGGGUUCCUGGGCAACUUCAAUUUCAACAUCAACAACAUCGGCGGAUCACUUAACAGUUUGAUGACAGGAGGCGGCCAUAUGAGCAGCGUGAAGGAGAUGAAUGCCGUCACGAAUUCUCGAGCAAUCCCAUUGCUCUCCACUCCUCAGUCAUUAUUGUUCGUCGACCUGCACCUCGAACCAGGCGAAGAGCAAUCUUACUCUUACACCUACCCUUUGCCACGUGGCUUGCCAUCAAGUCAUCGUGGAAAAGCCAUCAAGAUCUCAUAUACCCUAACGGUCGGCGUGCAGGGAUUACCUGCCGCGGGAGGUCGAGACACCAAUAUGCACGCAGUCCGACAAGUCAACGUGCCCAUCCGCGUUUUCUCAGGCGUCAACUACGACGGCGAAAUCUUUGGUCACGACCUAAUGCAGCCGCACGUCAUCUUACAAGAUCUCGCGCGUACCAAAUCCAUAUCCUCACCUGAUAAUCUUCAGGAAGAAACCGGGACCUCCACAGUCCGAUCUGACGAAAAUUCCACGACGGAAUUCCUGCAAUUCGUCGACACUUUACUCGACCGCAAUCGACGCCGUCAAUCCAGCACGGGCACCAUGGAUCCACACUUGAUGAACACCGACAAAGACAUGGGUGAUAGUCGCAAGGCCGUCCAAGCAAUCAACCGCGCGAUCUUCUUCAGCAAUCAGCUACAAGACGAAUCAAGUCCGAACCGCUUCGAGAUCGCACGCAACGGUCUGCGCGUCGCCGUUAUCGUCGUCGACCGCCCUCUGCACCGCCUAGGCGAAACUGUCACUGCUGUCGUUGAUUUUUCCGAGGGCCAAAUCCCGUGUGCCUCGUUGCGUUCGACACUUGAGACGUGCGAAAAAGUCAGUCCCUCGCUCGCUGUGCGUUCAGCAGCGACUAUUAACAGAGUCACCCGCAAAGUAUACGCGGGAAAAUCAGACAUUGUUCUUUUCACCAAACGAGCGACGUUUGCGCCGAGUAUUCCUGCCACCGCGACGCCGACGUUUGUUACUUCGGGAGUUAGUCUCGAUUGGAGUCUUAGGUUUGAGUUUGGGACGAUUAAGCAGCAGCCUUCCAUCGAGGCUGAGGCCGACGAGAGCAAAAACGAAGAUGACGGUAAAAUGGACAGCAGAAGCAAAAUGGCUGCCCCGGAGUUAUUGGAAGAAGUAGUCAACGACGAACGUGGCGCGAUUAAUGUGGCGGUGGAGAAUCUAGACUGCGAAACGUUCGAAGUCAUCAUUCCUAUCACGGUAUAUGGGGAUUUGGUACUAGAUGGGAAGGAAGGAGAAGAAGUCGUUGGUAUUCCGAUAUGA